Helobdella robusta is the source of this 1657-nucleotide messenger RNA. RefSeq lists its product as hypothetical. Gene Ontology annotation, molecular function: protein phosphatase regulator activity; protein binding. The coding region runs from base 13 to 1332 and encodes 439 amino acids. The record is from RefSeq and is a predicted model, not a curated record. Gene Ontology annotation, biological process: peptidyl-serine dephosphorylation. The transcript has 10 exons. Lineage: Eukaryota; Metazoa; Annelida; Clitellata; Rhynchobdellida; Glossiphoniidae. Gene Ontology annotation, cellular component: protein phosphatase type 2A complex; cytosol.
UGCCAUGCAGAUAUGAGUGACUUGCAGUGGUGUUUUUCUCAAGUCAAAGGCACUGCAGACGAUUUUGUCUCAGAUGCUGAUAUAAUUUCCUGUGUUGAGUUCAAUGCCGAUGGAAGUUUAUUGGCUACUGGGGACAAGGGUGGCCGAAUAGUAAUUUUCCAAAGAGGACCUACUAAAACAUCGGACGGUCUUAAAAAUGUUGACUACGAGGUCUACAGCACGUUUCAAAGCCAUGAGCCAGAAUUUGAUUACUUGAAGAGUCUUGACAUUGAAGAGAAGAUCAACAAAAUCAAAUGGAUUAAGAAAUUGAAUGCCUCAAAUUUUCUCUUAUCUACUAAUGAUAAGACAAUCAAACUCUGGAAAGUUACAGAGAAGAACAAGCGACUAGGCAGUUACACUCUGCCAACUUCACUAAUCCCUAAUUCAAUAAUGGAUCCCUCUCAGUUAGUCAUACCACACUUUGAACCUAUGCAGACGAUGGUUGAGGCCAGUCCUAGGCGAAUCUAUUCCAAUGCGCACACUUACCACAUCAAUUCCAUCUCAACGAAUAGCGAUCAGGCAACAUUUCUGUCUGCAGACGACCUGCGAAUUAAUCUUUGGCAUCUUGAUAUCACCGAUCAGAGUUUUAAUAUAGUUGACAUAAAACCAGCCAACAUGGAAGAACUUACUGAGGUGAUAACAGCUGCAGAGUUUCACCCUGAAGACUGUUCGAUAUUUGCUUACAGCAGCAGCAAGGGAUGUGUGAAGCUUUGUGAUAUGAGGUCUAAUGCCCUCUGCGAUAGACAUUCUAAAUUUUUUGAAGAGACGGAGGACCCAGUGAAUAGGAGUUUCUUCUCUGAAAUUAUCUCCAGCAUAUCUGAUGUCAAAUUCAGCAGGUCAGGCAGGUACAUGCUGACCAGAGACUACCUGUCACUCAAGGUGUGGGACUUGCAGAUGGAGAAGUGCCCGGUGGAAACGUACACGGUGCACGAUUAUCUGAGGAGUAAAUUAUGCUCCCUCUACGAAAAUGACUGCAUAUUUGAUAAGUUUGAGUGUUAUUGGAGCGCUAAUGACAGGUACAUAAUGGCAGGCUCCUACAAUAACUUCUUCAAGAUAUUCGACCGGGAGACGAAGCGAGACGUAACGUUCGAAGCGAGUCGAGACAACACGAAGAUUCGCAGCAGUCUGAAGCACAAGCGAGUCUGCACGGGCAGUAAGAGGAAGAAAGAUGAGAUAAGUGUAGACUGUCUUGAUUAUAAUAAAAAAAUCCUGCACAUAGCGUGUCACCCAGUUGAAAACAUCAUCUCCUUGGCUGCUUCCAACAAUUUGUUCAUACUGCAAAGUAAAGAGUGACUAUGACGAUGGUACUGAUACCAAUGAUGAUGACGAAGACGACGACGAUGAUGAAUGUGUUGUCGCUGAUCGUGUUGAUGGCGAUGACGUGUUUAUCAAAGGAUGAUUAUGCGUGUUUAACAAUGAGAUGACACUGAUCAUUGAGCGAGUUUUGUUUGUUCUAUCUGGGAGAGAGAGAGAGAGAGAAAGAGAUAUAUAUAUAUAUAUAUAUAUAUAUAUAUAUAUAUAUAUAUAUAUAUAUGUACGUUAAAGUAAUAUAAAUUCAUGUAUACAGUUUGAAUGUUUUACAUUGAAAUCAAGUUGGGGCGUAGAUAAGUUAGUUGGC